Procambarus clarkii (red swamp crayfish) is the source of this 722-nucleotide messenger RNA. NCBI's taxonomy places the organism in Eukaryota, Metazoa, Arthropoda, Malacostraca, Decapoda, Cambaridae. The record is from RefSeq and is a predicted model, not a curated record.
GACGGCCUUCCAAACCUCCAAGACGGUCCUCCAAACCUCCAAAACUGCCCUCCAAACCUCCAAGACGACCCUCCAAACCUCCAAGACGGCCCUCCAAACCUCCAAAACGGCCCUCCAAACUUCCAAGACGGCCCUCCAAACCUCCAAGACGGCCCUCCAAACCUCCAAAACUGCCCUCCAAACCUCCAAGACGACCCUCCAAACCUCCAAGACGGCCCUCCAAACCUCCAAAACUGCCCUCCAAACCUCCAAGACGGCCCUCCAAACCUCCAAGACGGCCCUCCAAACCUCCAAAACGGCCCUCCAAACUUCCAAGACGGCCCUCCAAACCUCCAAGACGACCCUCCAAACCUCCAAGACUGCUCUCCAAAUCUUCAAGACUGCCUCCAAACCUCCAGAACGGCCCUCCAAACCUCAAAGACGGCCCUCCAAACCUCCAGAACGGCCCUCCAAACCUCCAAGACGGCUCUCCAAAUCUCAAAAACGGCCCUCCAAACCUCCAAGACGGCCCUCCAAACCUCCAAGACUACCUCCAAACUCCCAAGACGGUCCUCCAAACCUCCAAGACUACCUCCAAACCUCCAAGACGACCCUCCAAACCUCCAAGACGACCCUCCAAACCUCCAAAACGACCCUCCAAACCUCCAAGACUACCUCCAAACCUCCAAGACUACCUCCAAACCUCCAAGACGGCCCUCCAAACCUGCAAGACAGUCCUCUAA